AUGGGUGAUAUAAACUCAAAUGGGAAUAUAGGUGAAUCAAUUGCAGAUACAGACAAUAUUCAUAGUGAUACUAUUCCUGUUGGUGACGAACACAAAGAACAAGAAGAACCUUCAGAAACUGAAGCAUCAAAAGAUAGUCCAAUGGGUAUGUAUUGUGGUUGCGGAUCAACAAAAGAAAACGAUGCAAAUGAUAAUGACUCUAACAAAAAAUCAAUACAAAAAACUGGUCAGUCACAACUUCAACAACCGUCUAGCAAUGACAGAAUGGAUAGUGAUGAAGAUUCUCACAAUAAAUCAUCAAAAAAAUCAAAAACGAUAAGUGAUGAUGAUGAUGACGAUAAUAAUAAUCGAGGUGGAUCUGGCCGUCAUACACGUUCAUCUGCUACUUUAUCUAAACUUCGUAUUAAUUUUGAAGACUCCGGUGAUGAAAAUGAAGAUUCACGUCAUUAUUCCUAUUCUAAACGAGAUAUAGCUGAAUAUCGUAAUCAUUAUCCAAAUGCACGAUCAAAUCCAAAAAUACAUGAUAAUUAUGAUUUUUAUACAAAUCAAAUACGUUCUCAUCCAGAUGGUGAUUUCAUUGAUAAAAUACAUAAGAACUGGUUUGGUGAUCAUAGAAAGUUAGAAUAUCAUCAUGGUUAUAUCCAAUGGUUAUUUCCAUUACAAGAACGUGGUCUUAAUAUAUCUGCUGAGCCAUUACAAAAACAUGAAAUCGAGUCAAUUAGCAAGGAUGAAAAAGCAUUGGAAAGACUUCUAAAAUCUUAUAAACUCAUGCUUGAUUUUUAUGGUUUUAAAUUAGUGGAUGAAAAUACAGGCGAAAUACGCCGUUUAUCUGGUGAUUCUUAUAAAUCACGUUUUCGUAAUCUCGACACAUCAUCACAUAAUUAUUUACGUAUUACUCGUAUAUUAAAAUGUUUGGGUGAAUUUAAAUAUGAAUAUCUCAAAUUUUCUUUUCUGGAAGCAAUCUUACGAGAAAGUAUUACUGAAAAUAAAUUAUCAAAUUGUCUUCGAUCAUGUAAAGAUUAUUGGAUUGAAACAUUACGUAGUCCUGAUGAACGACGUGCUAUUCGACAGUAUGCAAGAGAAUUAGUGGAAUAUCGAAAUAAAGGAAUGACACCACCUAAAUCACAUAAGGCUCAUCGUCCACAACCGACAUCAGUGGCAAGUGAUAAAACUGAAAAUAGGUCGUUAUCAAAAGGUGAUGAUGAUGACAACAUGGAUCAUUAA
Messenger RNA from Adineta steineri, 1224 nucleotides. The record is from the annotation of a GenBank genome assembly. Lineage: Eukaryota; Metazoa; Rotifera; Eurotatoria; Adinetida; Adinetidae.